AAAGUUAAAAAACCAAUAAAAAGUGCACAGUACCUCAAAUAAAUUUAAGACAUUGGUAUGUUUGAUCAUCUUCAUGGUCGAAAUCUCUCUUUUGCUCUGCACGCGCGUCCUCGAUCGCGGCACUUAACCGCUGCUGCUCAUUUCUCCUCCGUUACGUUAGAAGGAAAUGUGCUGGUGGAUAAGCUAAAUAGUAGUAGUAGCAGCAGCAGCAGCAGCAGCUGUAGCAGUAGUAGAGUUUGGGAAGAUGAAGAAGAUAGAAGAGAAUUGUCCUGUAUUCUUUUUCUGGGUGACGGUCAAACUCAAAUCAUUUGUAAUAAGAGAGUUCAGAACCAAUCAAUCCACCAACCAAAUAAUGAAGAAGCUGAGAUGGGUGAUGGAUGGCGGAUUCUGGGACGUGGACGUAUCAACGCCGGUGACGUUGGACGGGGUGGCGCGCCCCGUCCCCGGUGAGGUCCUUCCGUUGGGAUUGACUCGUGGACCAAGGCUGUCCAGGCCCAAGCAGAUUGAUUUCUUCCAGCGUUUCAUGGCGAUGCCCUUCGUCCCCUCAUUUUCCAAUUCCCUCUCUCUCCAACGAGUCCUAUCUCUCCCUCUUCCCUCCUUUGCCCGCGAAACCUGGUUUUCAACAUUGCUUGGACAGUUCGAUGUGCAGAAGUUUGUUACUUCUCUCAGAAGGAAUGGGUUAAGACAAGAAUCAGAUGCGUCCUCUUUGCAAAGUAUUUGGAGACACCUUUCAGACCCAAAUUUGUAUGCCCUCAAUUUCUCUUCCGAAUGGUUGUUAACACCUGAAGAUACAAUGCUACUUAGCUUGGAAGCACAUGCUGAUGACAAGACUCCUAGAAAGAAGGCAGUACUUCAUCACAAGUUUCCCCAUCAUAAUCUCACUUUGGAGGCAACUUCGCCAGCACUUUUUGUUGACCAUCUUGGUAAUUACUGGGAUGUUCCGUUCACAUGGGCCUUGGAUCUUGCAUCAGUGGCUUCUGAUUCCGGUACUAGCUGUCAUUUCUGCAUCAACCAUACUGUAGGUUCACCCAAACAAUGUGAAGAGCACCCUAUGAGCUCAGAACCUCCUAGUUUACUUCCUGGAUUGUGCGCCAAAUGCGCUGUUUCAGUCAAGAAAAAUUUUGACAUAUGGAGGAGUGAGGCACCAAAGAUAAAAAUGGUGCAACCAUAUGAUAUAUUUCUCUCCAACCCUCAUAUUUCAGCAUCAGCAACCCUGGGUACUGUAGUCACUGCAUCUCUUGGAGAUAAAUCGCUCAGAGCCCAUACAAAAGAUGAGUCAUUUGGGUUUCGAGCCAAAGGAGCAAAUUCUGCAAUUUUAGCUGAUCUUUUUGCAACUGCAUCCCUCUCUUUUCAGCACGGACAUUUCCAAAAGCGGUUUUUGGACCUUACUCGCUUUUACACACGGUUAGAUAUUCCAUUGGGGUUAAAGUUCCUAGUUGGUGCCUCUCAGGUGGCAUUUGACCUUUACAAUUCUAAAGCACCAAGUAUUGAAGCAGUUCAGGCAAUUUGUCCUACUGCCAGCCUUUUGAUUCAGCAGCAGAUAGCGGGACCUUUCAGCUUCAGAGUUGAUGCUGGAGUGAGCCUUAAUCUAAAGAAAGAAUGGUACUUCAAUGUGAAUGACCCUGUAGUUGCUGUUGAAUAUGCCUUGCAAGUUCUUGGUUCAGCAAAAGCUCUAGCUUGGUACUCCCCGAAACAAAGAGAAUUCAUGAUAGAAUUACGGUUCGUUGAGACCUAAAGCUAAAAUGGACAAUUUUGUGUGCAAGUAGUUUUCCUGUUUCACUUUUAAUAAGGUGUAAUGGGUGCUCAAAAUUGAGAUUAAGUUUGGCUUCUUUAGACCACGUACAAUGAUGAGAGGCCAUCAGCAUGGCUCUAACCAUGUACGACUAACAUAACAUAUAGAAGAAUUAUGUUUGAAGAUGCAAGGAGGCUGGAGGUCAGCGAUUUCUUGUGGGA
Messenger RNA from Sesamum indicum (sesame), 1953 nucleotides. It is a transcript of the gene PDE320, whose product is annotated as pigment defective 320. Gene Ontology annotation, cellular component: chloroplast envelope. Gene Ontology annotation, biological process: acylglycerol transport; ER to chloroplast lipid transport. The record is from RefSeq and is a predicted model, not a curated record. Gene Ontology annotation, molecular function: phosphatidic acid binding. NCBI's taxonomy places the organism in Eukaryota, Viridiplantae, Streptophyta, Magnoliopsida, Lamiales, Pedaliaceae.